Molecule: messenger RNA, 1875 nt
Organism: Nothoprocta perdicaria
Lineage: Eukaryota; Metazoa; Chordata; Aves; Tinamiformes; Tinamidae
Gene: IFFO2
Product: intermediate filament family orphan 2
Exons: 9
Source: RefSeq, a predicted model, not a curated record
CGGUUCCGCUGCUUCCUGGCCAAGGUGCACGAGCUGGAGCGGCGCAACCGCCUCCUGGAGAAGCAGCUGGCGGGGCUGCAGAGCGAGCGCGAGCGCCGCCUGCGCUACAAGAGCCUGGGACGCGAGCAGGCCGUGCAGACGGACGGGCCCGGCGCCGCCGCCGCCGCCGCGCCGCCCUGCAGCCGCCUGCCCGGCACCAUCUGGAGCUACACGCAGGUGCGGCGCACGGGCGGCGGCGGCCUCGAGACCCUGCAGGGCCCCGGCGUCUCCUGGCUGCACCCGGACGGCGUCGGCGUCCAGAUCGACACCAUCACGCCCGAGAUCCGCGCGCUCUACAACGUGCUGGCCAAGGUGAAGCGCGAGCGCGACGACUACAAGAGAAAGUGGGAAGAGGAAGUGACUAGAAGGAUGAGCCUGGAAUCUUUGGUGGAAACCCUGCGGGAGGAGGCGCAGGAAGCGGAAGCCCUGCAGGAGGAGCUGAAUGCAAAGAUGGAGCGCCUCAAGGCCGAGCUCGUGGUCUUUAAGGGUCUGAUGAGUGAUCCCAUGACAGACCUGGACACAAAGAUUCAAGAAAAGGCCAUGAAGGUGGACAUGGACAUCUGUCGGCGAAUCGAUAUCACAGCCAAGCUGUGCGAUGUAGCGCAGCAGCGCAACUCGGAAGACGUGUCCAAGAUAUUCCAGGUGGCCUCCAAGAAGAAGGAGCGCAAGCUACCGUCGGACGACGACCUCUCCGAGCAGGAUGGGGACAACAGCAGGUUCUCUGACGACGAGGUCAGCUGCUCUUUGAACAUCACGGACGAAAUGAAGCGCAUGUUUAAUCAGCUACGUGAGACCUUUGAUUUUGAUGAUGACUGCGAUAGUUUAACGUGGGAGGAGAACGAAGAAACGCUGCUUCUCUGGGAAGACUUCACAAACUGCAAUCCGUCCAUCGACCUCCAGGGAGAGGAAGAAAAUCUGGGGAACUUGAUCCACGAAACAGAGUCUUUUUUUAAAACAAGAGACAAAGAAUACCAAGAAACAAUAGGACAAAUAGAGCUGGAGCUGGCCACGGCCAAGAGCGACAUGAAUCGCCACCUUCACGAGUAUAUGGAAAUGUGCAGCAUGAAACGGGGCCUGGAUGUACAGAUGGAAACCUGCCGUAGACUUAUCAAAGGCUCUGCGGACAGGAAUUCUCCGUCUCCCAGCUCCGUAGCCAGCAGCGACUCAGGAAACACAGAUGAAAUUCAGGAUGAGUUGGACAGAGAGGCCGAUGUGGAACCCAUGGUCAGCUGAUACAGGAUAGACGUUCGUUCCAGCGAAAGGGAAUAACGAAGAAAAGCUUAACAAACGACAUGUGGAUGGAGGAAAAAAAUAGGAAAAAUAAGAAAAAAAAAAGACUUUUAAGCCCGUGCACAGGGUCUCUAAGGACUCAUUCCUACACGCAUCCCCCCCACCCAAGGAUUGGUGCUGUAAAUUUCUACUGUUAUACAAAUCAUAACUGCAGAGUCCUGUAAGAAAACACAGUGUUUUAAUUGUGCCUUUGCCCCAAGCUGAGCCACUUUGAGCUCCAGUGGAAUAUUAUCAGCAGGUGUUUUUAUAUUUAAAAAAAAAAAUACUAUAAAAAAAAUCUGGCAGCAGCAGAGACUGGUGCUGCAAAGGCUCUGGGUAUUUCAAUAAGCUUAUGGUUUCAUUGAACUGCUGCACUGAUUGGCAAAAGGAGCCCUGGCAGACUGGGAAGUGAAUCCAGGACAAUUCAGGUACAAUUAAAAAUGUCUGGCAUUAAAAUAGAGAAAAAAAAAAGAAUGCCUCCAAAUUGAACAGAAAACCCUUUAAAAGAAAAUAAUAGCGGGUUUAGAGACAGCUUUUAGGAUUAAGCAGUUCCGCAGUAUUUAGAGG